Caretta caretta (loggerhead turtle) is the source of this 793-nucleotide messenger RNA. RefSeq names its product butyrophilin subfamily 3 member A1-like. The record is from RefSeq and is a predicted model, not a curated record. NCBI's taxonomy places the organism in Eukaryota, Metazoa, Chordata, Testudines, Cheloniidae. Gene Ontology annotation, molecular function: protein binding.
UUGGAAAAGAGAAAAAAGGAACUCCAGAAGCAAAUGGGAGACUUGGAAAAGAGAAAAAAGGAACUCCAGGAGCAAAUGGGAGACUUGGAAAAGAGAAAAAAGGAACUCCAGGAGCAAAUGGGUGAAAUGAAGAAAGAAUUAGAAUGGAGAAGGGCUCGGAACAAUUCAGAUGACAUCACUUUGCACGGAGUCACGGCCCACCCCAACCUUUCAAUUUCUGAGGACAAGAAGAGUUUUACACAUGAAGCCCAACCUCAGCAAGUUCCACCAAACCCAGAGAGGUUCGAUUCGACCAUCUGUGUGUUGGGCUGUGAAGGAUUCUUCGCUGGAAAGCACUACUGGGAGGUGGAGGUUGUGAGCAGCACUGACUGGGACCUGGGGGUGGCCAAAACAUCAAUACAGAGAAAAGGAAAACUUUCCCUGUCUCCUAAAGAGGGAUUCUGGGCUCUGGGUCUGAGUGGGAGAGAUUAUUGGGCAAAAACAGACCCAUGGACCCGGGUCAUGGUGCAGAAAAAGCCGAAGAAAAUUGGAGUUUCCCUUAGUUACCAAGACAGGCAGGUGACUUUUUUCAAUGUAACUGACAUGUCUGUGUUGUUCACAUUUAAUGAUUGUUCAUUCUCAGGAGAGGUUUAUCCAUUUUUUAAAAAUUCAGACAAAAAAACAACAAUGAGAAUUUGUUCAAUUAAUGAGGAAUAAAUAUAACAUGACACUGAUGCUGAUUUUAUACUGAUGUAACUGAAAUCAAGGUUUUCAUGAAUGUAUUUUGAUGUAAAAAAAUCUGUUUUUUUUUUAA